Molecule: messenger RNA, 930 nt
Organism: Ustilaginoidea virens
Lineage: Eukaryota; Fungi; Ascomycota; Sordariomycetes; Hypocreales; Clavicipitaceae
Exons: 2
Coding region: 1-930 (309 amino acids)
Source: RefSeq, a predicted model, not a curated record
AUGUCGCUCCUGGGCCCGGACGAUCCCCCGGUUGACCAGAUUCUAGAGGCCAUUGACGAAAUGGCUGCGGCGCCCCAGCCGAAAGUGCUCCUCUUCGAUAUCGGGGGCGUAUGUGUAGCGUCGCCCUUUCAAGCCAUCCUCGACUACGAAAUCAGCCUCGGCAUCCCCCCCGGCUGGGUAAACUACUCCAUCUCGCGGUCCGCCCCCCACGGCUCCUGGCAAAAGCUCGAGCGGGGCGAAAUCCCCCUGGACGAGACCUUCUUCGCCAGCUUCAACGAGGACCUCCACCGACCCGACCGCUGGCGCGCCUUCUACGCCAGGGCGGCGGCCGCGAACCCCAGCCUGCCCGGGCGCGUGCCGCCGCUGCCCACGGUCGACGGGCGGAGGCUCUUCAACGACAUGAUGGCCGCGGCGCAGGCUCCCGACCCGUGGAUGUUUCCUGCGCUGCGGAAGCUCCGGCGCAGCGGGAGGUACGUCAUGGGCGCUCUCAGCAACACGGUCAUGUUCCCGCCGGGACACCGCCUGCACAGGGCGGACGUCCUUGGCGAACCCCUGAGGAGCCAGUUCGACGUGGUUGUUUCGUCGGCGCACGUGGGCCUGCGCAAGCCGGAUCCGCGGGUGUACAGGCUUGCCGUGGAUGCGCUGGAUAAGUUUGCGAGGGAGAAUGCCGGGUCGGAGAGGGGGCGGAGGGGCGGGUGGGAGAGCGGCGUGCAGGCGGGCGACGUGCUGUUUCUGGAUGACAUUGGCGAGAACCUCCGGGCCGCCAAGGAGCACGGGUUUGCCACCAUUAGGGUUCGCUUGGGGAGGGCGUACGAGGCGGUUGACGAGUUGGAGAAGGUGACGGGGCUGCAGCUCCAGGGGGGUCAUCCAAGGGUGGCGGUCCGUCAGCCCGAGAUGCGUGGUUUGCGUGGUUCAAAGGCCAACAUGUGA